AUGGAGGGUGAUCCUGGGCUGACUCUUGAUAAGGUCGCAAGGGUCUGUCACCUUAGCCAAGCUAAGGCAGUUCCCUUCUCCACAUUAGUCACACUCGGAACCUUUUCAGGUUUAGGCUUGGCCCCGAGCUGGUUGUCAUCUCAACUGCCGUUCCUACUGUUGUUCCAAUUUGCCUCUCCUCCUAUCAAUGACGAAGAUUUUCCUUCUGCAAUUUUCAAAGAAGGCACUGCUACUUCCACGAGAAGGAAAAGGAAGAGAUUCUAG
Messenger RNA from Ilex paraguariensis (yerba mate), 264 nucleotides. The record is from the annotation of a GenBank genome assembly. Lineage: Eukaryota; Viridiplantae; Streptophyta; Magnoliopsida; Aquifoliales; Aquifoliaceae.